CUUUUUCUUUUAAUGACGUCACCCACCAACUAGUAUGAACGCACGCAACAACUAGUUGAGGGUGGUAUAUGCGUGUAUUUGUUUUCCACCGAACUUGGUUUAUAAGCCCAGUAAUACAUACACACACACACACACACACACAUUUAUAUACACCUUCUGUUAUAGUUAGGCAGAUUUAGAAACUUUUCUGUAAAAACAAGCUCGCCGAUCACCAGCCAACCAACCAUUCCUAAGAGAAAGAAAGAAAGAAGAAAUCAAAACAAAAGAAAGCGAUAUUACAACACAACAAACAAACAAAUAAAUUAAACAAAAGUUGCUUGCUUUUGCUUCUUGGCUGCUGGUUUUCAAAGGAAAAGCAUAGCAGAUCGCCUCCUUCACGGACACAUCAAGCUUUCGUCGUCAUUAAGUUAUUUUUUCUAAGAGCUUCACUAUAAUUUUAAUUUCGAAUCUCUUUUUCCUUCCUUUCCUUCUGUUUGGGGGAAAAACAAAUAUAAUUUUUUAGUUUUAAGCUCUCAUACAUAUAUAUAUAUAUACAGAGAAAUUCAAACUAUUUUCGCGAUCUCUUUUAUUGUUAUUGAGUUUAUUGUUGGCUGUCCUUUUAAACCGGAAUGGAUAACACAGUCUACGCACAAGCUGGAACCCUUAAUAUCUCCCUAAAAAGGGCAGAUGGAGGUAUAUCCUGGGGGUUCCGACUCCAAGGCGGAAUUGAUUUCAGUACACCGCUCUCCAUCCAAUCUGUACAACCUGGUAGCAUUGCAGAUUGUGCUGGGGCUAAGGCUGGUGAUGGUAUCUUGAGGAUAAACAACACAACUACAGACCACCUCACUCAUGAGCAGGCUAAAAUGGAAAUUAUUCGAUCAGCAAAUGAGAUUAAUUUGCUUGUGAAAAGAGGUGCUGUAACUAUCUGGAAACCAAAAGUAACACCAUUAGCAGAACUUCGUCCAACAGAACUAAAACCAGUCAUAUCUGCUACAGGCGAUGAAGUAAUGGCAGUCCAGAAGACAUCACUUGCUAAAGAAUAUGUAGAUGAAACCUGUACUAUUGGUAGCAGCCACAAUCGUUCCGCUAGACCUUUUAACAACCCUGGAGCAUUUUCACCAAGAAGUAUCCAGCCAGUACCCAAUGUAGUUCAUGCCCAAUUCAACUCACCCAUUUCCUUGUAUUCUGCUGACAAUCUAGCUGAAACUUAUUCUGAUCAGACUGCAAAACUUGCAGAAAACUUGAACAAGAUGGAUGUGAGUAACUAUCCUGUUGGUUCUCAGAUUGUUGCUGGUGGUUACCGACCUGUUGCAGCUCCAAGUCCUCCAGGUGAUGAAACGAAUGCAUGUAGUGAUUCUACUACAAAUGAGCUUGCUACGCAUGAACAACAUUCUACAACAUUUGGUCGGCUGGAAGAUGCGCUUAACAAAGCUGAGGUUGACAAAUGGAACAAGCUGUUGGAAAAAUUUGAUGUGGUCCAUCAACUGGAUAAGCCACCUCGCAAUUAUAUUGAAGUUCACGUUGUUAAAAUAUGGAAUUUUGAUCACUGAUACAGAAUGAAGCCACUGUUCACUACUGCCAUUGCCAAAGACAUGCCUUCUGGUUUCCGUUCAGUCUGUGCCCCAAAGACUGAUUUCGAUGCUGUUCAGAAGCAACAACAACAGAUUCAACAUAUGCGCUGUGGAGGAUGUGAUAUGCUUGUUAC
Messenger RNA from Octopus bimaculoides (California two-spot octopus), 1684 nucleotides. Its product is annotated as PDZ and LIM domain protein 3. The record is from RefSeq and is a predicted model, not a curated record. NCBI's taxonomy places the organism in Eukaryota, Metazoa, Mollusca, Cephalopoda, Octopoda, Octopodidae. Gene Ontology annotation, molecular function: muscle alpha-actinin binding; actin binding. Gene Ontology annotation, cellular component: adherens junction; filamentous actin; Z disc. Gene Ontology annotation, biological process: actin cytoskeleton organization; muscle structure development; heart development.